AAGGCCCAUGAAAUGAAAUUUGUUGGAACACACAGAAGAUACACAAAGAAUGGAAGAAGAAUCUUCAUCACAAAGAAAACCCAAGCGCUCAAUUUCUGUGUUUGCUUCAGUUUCAAGCGGCAUUCUACCUGCAGUUGGAAGCUCCCCUGAUAUACCUUCUACUCAUUUUCGCAAAUGGAUCAUCCCACCUUAUCAUCGCCAUUAUGGGUGGUGGCAGAAUUGGCUGAUUGUAUUGGUGGUGUAUACAGCGUGGGUUUCACCAUUUGAGUUUGCAUUUAGGAAGGUUAACAAGGGUCCACUGUUUUAUGUCGACAAUAUUGUUAAUGCCUUCUUUGCCAUCGACAUCGUCGUCACCUUCUUUGUGGCUUACCUCGACAUGACAACAUACUUGCUUGUCAAAGAUUUCAAGAAAAUUGCACUUCAAAAUGUUUGCAGAGGGUUUAUAUUGGAUUUGGCCUCAACAAUUCCAUUUCAGAUAAUUUAUCUUGCUUUCACAGAAAAUGGAAAUGCAAACAAUGAGAUAUUUAUUUUUCUUAAUAUGUUGCGCCUGUGGCGAUUAAGAAGAGUUAGCGAGCUCUUCACCAAGCUUGAAAAGGAUAUCCGGUUCAACUAUUUUUGGACGAGGAUUGUAAAGCUCAUUUCUGUUACAUUAUUUGUUGUACACAGUGCUGCUUGUUUUUAUUAUUGGCUUGCAGCACAUUACUCAAAUAGGGGAAACACCUGGCUUGAGAGCACUAUCCCUAAUUUUAAGGAAAAAAGUAUAUGGAGGGGAUAUGUGGCUUCCAUAUAUUGGGCAAUUACCACUGUAACAACUGUUGGGUAUGGAGAUCUACACGCAGUGAACACUAGAGAAAAACUGUUUACUAUAUUUUACUUGUUCUUCAAUUUGGGUUUCACAGCCUACUUGAUAGGAAAUAUGACUACCCUUCUUGUACACAGCGCAACGAAGACGUUUAUGUUUAGGGAUACAAUUGAUGAGGCUUCAAAAUAUGCUGCGAAAACCCGUUUACCAGAAUGGAUAAAGCUGCAAAUGAUGGCACAGCUGCGGCUCAACUUCAAGACAAGAGAACUUCAGCAGGACACUUUGGCAGGCCUACCUAAAGCCCUCCGUUCUAACAUCUAUCACCAUCUCUUUCUACCAACCGUUGAAAACACUUACAUAUUCAAAGGAGUUUCAAGAAAUAUGCUUUUGCAAUUUGUUGCAGAGAUGAAAGGAGAAUACUUUCCACCAAAUGUAGAUAUCAUUUUAAAGAAUCAGAUUCCUGGAGAUUUUUACAUAAUUGUUUCUGGAACAGUGAAUAUAUUCACACAUGCAAAUGGAAGCGAAGAGUUUCUAGAAAAAGAAGGAACUCCAAAUUUGAUUGGGGAGAUUGCUGUACUUUUGGAUAUCCCACAACCUUUUACAGUAAGAACUACCAAACUUAGCCAGCUUCUUCGAUUGGGUCGCCAUGAUUUCACUCGAAUCGUGCAAACAGAUAUUAAAGAUGGUAAAGUCAUUGAAGAAAACUUUCUCCAGCAUUUAAAGGGACUAAAACAAUCAAUGUUGGAUGAAAUAUCUUCUAUUGUAAACUUGCCAUUUGCAGAAGAAAAUACAGAUGUGCAAGAAACUGAUAAUUUAAGGCCUACCAAUUCUCUCCAAUGCACUGAUGAAAUCAGUUGCGAAUUUGAAUCUCCAAAUAUUGGCAUGCACACAGGGCCCUUAUCAGUAGAGAAAUAUAGAAUUCCAACGCAAGAAAUUGAAACAAUUAAUUAUGCGAAAUACCCAAAACGAGUAAUAAUAUAUAAUUACCAUCCUAAGGAACACCAACAAGAACAUGCACAGGAGAGACUUGGAAAGAUGCUUCUGUUGCCCAACACACUGGAUGAGCUCCUCAUCAUAGCUAGUAAUAAGUUUGAAAAGCAGUGUAGUGUAGUUAUGGACAUGGAAGGUUCCUACAUUGAAGACGUGGAUGUUAUCAGAGACAAUGAUAGUCUCUUUUUGUGUUAAAAGAUGGAAAGAGAUCGCCAAUUCCUUCAUAUUUCUAAAUGUAAGAGAGAAGUUUGGUUGGUAUGUAUGGCAAUUGUUAUAUAUACAAACCUUUAGAUUUUGGGAACCGAAAGAUUCAAUUGUCAAGUUGUAACUUUGUUGUUACUUUGG
Cryptomeria japonica (Japanese cedar) is the source of this 2137-nucleotide messenger RNA. RefSeq names its product potassium channel KAT3. Gene Ontology annotation, cellular component: membrane. The record is from RefSeq and is a predicted model, not a curated record. Gene Ontology annotation, molecular function: voltage-gated potassium channel activity. Gene Ontology annotation, biological process: potassium ion transport; transmembrane transport. The coding region runs from base 50 to 1987 and encodes 645 amino acids. The transcript is spliced from 11 exons. NCBI's taxonomy places the organism in Eukaryota, Viridiplantae, Streptophyta, Pinopsida, Cupressales, Cupressaceae.